This is a messenger RNA of Portunus trituberculatus (swimming crab), 715 nucleotides long. Its product is annotated as waprin-Phi1-like. Lineage: Eukaryota; Metazoa; Arthropoda; Malacostraca; Decapoda; Portunidae. The transcript has 4 exons. The record is from RefSeq and is a predicted model, not a curated record. Gene Ontology annotation, cellular component: extracellular region. Gene Ontology annotation, molecular function: peptidase inhibitor activity. The coding region runs from base 307 to 654 and encodes 115 amino acids.
UCAUAAUCACUCUUCCGUGCGUUCUUGUGAAUGAAACGGAAUAUUCAUGAGAAGAUAAGUACAUGCAUAGACACAGGUGGAGGAACACAAAUAAAGAACUAAAUAAAGCACGGAAUUAAAGUGAAAAAUAUUAUAUGUAAUAAAGAAAAAAGAAGGAAAGUUGCCCUUUGCCGGGAGAAUCACAGAAUAGCCCUAAGCUACCGCCGCCUUGGCCGCCUGUCGCUAUAUAAACCCUCGCCACGACCGUCGUCUCAGCACAAACCCUACUGCACUCUCAAGUUGCCUCGCUCUCAUCUUUGCUCCAGCAUGCUUUGCAUAGUGACAGUCGCCUUGUUGGUGCUCGUGGCGCUGAAAGAUGCCGAGGCGGGGACGCCUCCUAUAUCUGACAGCUGCAGGCACUGGUGUCCAAGAGCAGGAUAUCCUCCUGGCGAAGCGUUUUACUGUUGUGAUCGUGGAAUUGGGACUAUAGGGGACGAGUUCGACUCGCACCCUGGCAAAUGUCCCGACCGUCCUUUCUGCCCCAAGAAUGAGUAUCUCAGAAUCGGACCAAGGCCCACGGUAUGUGCUCAUGACGGCCAGUGCAAACGUCACGAGAAGUGUUGUACUGAUGCCUGCCUUAACCACCACACCUGCCUGAUUGCUGACCCACAUUAACCUGGUGAUCAGGACCUCCAUGACAUCCCCUUCUUAACAAGAGAAACUAAGAGGAUUGAGG